Molecule: messenger RNA, 2445 nt
Organism: Linum tenue
Lineage: Eukaryota; Viridiplantae; Streptophyta; Magnoliopsida; Malpighiales; Linaceae
Source: the annotation of a GenBank genome assembly
CGCACCAACUUCUCUUCUCCUGUUCCUUUUCCCCCCUGUUUCUUUAUGCCUUCCCCUUUUAAACUAACAAACCAAACCUGCUUUCAUUAUAUGCUCACAAUCUUUAUAGAGUCAGUUAGCUUACUAGCUUUUUUUUCUCGUUUUUAUCUUAAGCCCCCUUUUCUUUACAUCUUGUUUUUAGAUAGUUUUUAGCUCAAGUUCUAAUCCAACCAUUUCUUUAACUACAAAACUGAGUUUUAGUUUUGUUUCUUUUUUGUUCCUAAAUCUCUUACCUACAUAAUUCUAUAAUGGGUUCUUUCUUCCUCUAUUCUCCUCCUCCUCCUCCUCAUUCACUUCUUGUUCGAACAAAUAAAGAUGUGAAGAUAUCUUCUGGUGGUCAUCGUUGGCCUAGGAGGAAGAAAGGUUGUACUACUAGUAGUGUUGUGUUCUGUCAAGGCGGAGGAGGAAAGGCAAUCAGGUCUGGUGUUGGUUCAGUUUUUGGUGGGAGAACAUCAGCUUUGGUUACUCCUACUACUGCUACUGAUCAGGAACAACAAAUCUCACCAGCAGCUGUGAUGGAUGCUAGCAGCUUGGUUUUGGCUGUGAAUGGACAACCAGAGAUUGUCGUGAAAGAUUUAGUGCCUUACAGUGGACCAACAAGUUCUAGUCUUGUGGAAACUCAUGAUGGUAUUGGGAUUGUGAGGUUUCUGAGAGGGAAAGGGUUCUUCAUUACUGGCGCAACCGGGUUUCUGGCCAAAGUCCUGAUUGAAAAGAUAAUUAGGACAAUGCCUGAUGUGGGGAAGAUAUAUCUGUUGAUUAAGGCUAAAGACAAGGAUGCAGCAAUGGCGAGAUUGAAAACUGAAAUACUAAAUGCAGAACUGUUCAAGACUCUUCGACAAACCUAUGGAAAAUCAUUUCAGACUUUCAUGUUGAGCAAACUAGUCCCAGUCGUUGGUGAUGUCUGCAAAUCUAAUCUCGGUUUGGAACAAGAAUUAGCAGAUUUGAUUGCUGAUGAUGUCGAUGUUAUUGUGAAUUCAGCAGCAAAUACCACUUUUGAUGAAAGAUAUGAUGUGGCAAUUGACAUCAACACAAGGGGACCUUCCAACCUCAUGAGUUUCGCCAAGAAGUGCCAAAAUCUGAAACUCUUCUUGCAAGUAUCAACAGCAUAUGUUAAUGGGCAAAGACAAGGAAGAAUCAUGGAGAGAGCAUUCAGCAUGGGGGAUUGCAUAGCUAGGGAGAACAACAAUAGUCUUGUCUGUGAAGCUGCAUCACGAUUCACAUUGGACAUUCAAGAAGAAGUUAAGAUGGUUAUGAACUCCAAGGAAGUGUUUCACCCAAAUGAAGUUGCGAUCAAGAUGAGAGAACUUGGAUUGGAAAGGGCAAGGAAAUUCGGUUGGCAAGAUACCUAUGUGUUCACAAAGGCCAUGGGAGAAAUGGUGAUUGACAAUAUGAGAGGUGAGAUUCCAGUCGUCAUUCUCAGGCCAAGUGUAAUUGAGAGCACCUACAAGGAGCCAUUCCCCGGUUGGAUGGAAGGCAACAGGAUGAUGGAUCCAAUAGUUUUGUACUAUGGGAAAGGGCAGCUCACAGGAUUCCUAGUAGACCCAAAUGGAGUUCUUGACGUGGUGCCAGCAGAUAUGGUGGUGAAUGCAACAUUGGCAGCAAUAGCCAGACAUGGAAUGGAGCAGAAACCAGAGAUAAAUGUCUACCAAAUCGCCUCAUCAGUAGUGAACCCACUUAUCUUCAAGGACCUGGCCACACUGCUAUAUGAACACUACAACUCGUCUCCCUAUGUGGACUCUAACGGCAUGCCAAUCACCGUUCCAUUGAUGAAACUCUUCAGCUCCAUGGACGACUUCUCCGAACACCUAUGGAGGGACGUCAUUCAGCGAAAUGGGCUGACCGCAAUCACCUCAUCGGAUGGGAAGUUGUCCCAAAGGCACGAAUUCAUCUGCAAAAAGUCUGUGGAGCAAGCCAAGUACCUGGCCGACAUCUACGAGCCAUACACGUUCUAUGGUGGAAGAUUCGAUAACAGCAAUGGGGAGAGACUAAUGGAGCUGAUGUCUGAGAGUGAGAAGAGACAAUUCGGGUUUGAUGUCGGGAGCAUAGAUUGGAGAGACUACAUUACUAAUGUUCAUGUACCUGGGUUAAGGAGACAUGUCAUGAAGGGAAGAGGAACCAGCAGCAGCUAAUAGCCAACAGGAGAAAGUAGAGGAAAUUAUACGAUAAAUAUGUAGUAAUAAAGAUUAAAAAAACAAGCCCUCAGCUUUAUUUUCUUUCUGUUCUUCCUGGUUGGUGCGUGUGUUUCUAUUUUGAUCAUGAAAAAGGAAGAAAAAUGGAGAUUAUAUUUGUAAAUGGAGGGCACGAAAAGUUGUGACCCUUCAUCGUCCAUAUUAUUGUAUGUUGUACGUACCAAUUGAAGUUGAGUUUCUAUGGUCAACUGAAGCCUACUUUGUUUUUGUUAAUCGC